AUGCUUUACUUUAACGAGAGUAUACUACCGGAGAACCAAAUCACAUUGUAUUUCACCAUUGUGUAUUUCAACAUCACCAUGUUGGCAUUCACGGCCGGUUAUCAUAAAUACUUUGCUCAUAAUUCAUACAAGAUUAGAUUUAUUCCGUUGAAAUAUUAUUUUGCCAUUUUUGGAAGUAGUUGUGGGUUAGGAGCAAUUAGGUGGUGGGCGUCAUUGCAUCGGGCCCACCAUCAUUUCACAGAUGACACCGAACGAGAUCCGUACCUGAUUAAGCGUGGGUUAUUAUUUAGUCAUUAUGGAUGGUUAUUGAAGAAGCCUAAAGCCGUCAAGUUUUAUGAUGAAUUUAUCGAACAGGAAUUUCCGCAAAAUGUAGAUGAAGCUAGGAUUUCACAAGAUUUUAAACUCGAUAAGGAACAAAGAGAAGCUUUUGGUCUUCGAGAUGAAUUUGAUAAUGAUAGUGAAGACGAAGAGGAAGAUACUGAGUUUAAAGAUACAUACGAUGAGAAUUUGAAGAAUUUGUUAAAUUGGCAGGAGAGGACAUAUUUCUUUUGGUUUUUAAUCACCACCAUUGUAAUCCCCGUUGUGGCUACCAAAUUGUUUUGCAAUGAUACAGCAAUGCAUGGCUUAAUAUACCCGGGAAUAUUUCGCAUGUUUUUAUGUCAACAAUCAUUACUCACUACUGAAUCCUUGUGUCAUUUAAAACAAAUUCAAGUAACCAUCCCAUCACAGCCAUUCAACGACAAAAACUCAUCCCAGGAUUGUCAGAAUCCAUUGAUGGCGUUACUCACCUAUGGCCAAUCACACCAAAAUUACCACCACGAAUUCCCCCAUGAUUAUCGAAGUAACAACACCUAUUUCACCUAUGACCCAACCAAAUGGUUUAUUUGGACGUUGGACAAAUUAGGUAUCGUUUGUGAAUUAUGUCGGACGCCAGAUAAUUUAGUUGAGCACUUGCGACUUCAACAACAGCAACAGAUACUUAAUCGGAUGCGAAGUCAAUUGAACUGGGGGACUCCGAUAUCCAAAUUACCAUUAAUUACACCACAGGAUUUUAAACGAACAAUUGAAUCGUCAUCGAAUAAAGAUCGCAUUUAUAUCGUGAUUCAAAACAUCAUUCACGACAUCACUCCAUUUAUGGAUCAACAUCCUGGUGGUGUCCAGUUGUUGAAAGCAUCACACGGUAAAGAUGCCACCAGAGCGUUUUAUGGUGGGGUCUAUGGACAUCUGACGGCUGCGAUUAAUUUAUUGGCAACUAUGCGAAUUGGGAUAUUGGAUAAUGGAAACGAUGAAGAAGUUUGGACUCGAGUGGUUAAAGAAGAAGGUGAGGUGAGGGAAGUAUCUGAAUCGAGGGGUGGUGGUUCAAAUGAGUAUCGUACUGCUGAAGCUGCAUAG
This is a messenger RNA of Lodderomyces margitis, 1392 nucleotides long. It is a transcript of the gene OLE2, whose product is annotated as Ole2p. Gene Ontology annotation, cellular component: endoplasmic reticulum membrane. The transcript has a single exon. Lineage: Eukaryota; Fungi; Ascomycota; Pichiomycetes; Serinales; Debaryomycetaceae. Gene Ontology annotation, biological process: unsaturated fatty acid biosynthetic process. Bases 1 to 1392 code for a protein of 463 amino acids. Gene Ontology annotation, molecular function: stearoyl-CoA 9-desaturase activity; iron ion binding. The record is from RefSeq and is a predicted model, not a curated record.